AUUGGAAAAAAUAUCGUCAUUCAGUUCAAGUUUCAGCAUCAACAUGAAGUUAUCGUUCAUUUCUGUUAUUUGUUUAUUGGUGACUGUUUCACGAUCCAAAGCAGAUGAAGCCAAUCUGAGAGUGUACAAUGGUUGGAUCGUUGAAAAGCCAAUUCCCUUCAUUGUUUCCAUAAAAAAAGACAAUAAUAAGCAUGUGUGUGGAGGAACGAUCGUAGCAGCCCAAUGGAUUCUUACUGCGGCUCACUGUGUUGCGAAUCAGACCAACCUUUCGGUUCUUGCAGGAGCUGUUGAUAAUUCAAAGUUAGAUGAGAGAUCCCAGUUAGUGGGAAUUGAUCAUGUCGUCAUUCAUGAUCAGUAUGAUUACGAUGAUUCUGAAAACAUUGAAAACGACAUAGCACUUCUUUAUUUGGAUGAACCGCUCAUUUUCAAUGAAAAUGUCGAGAACAUUCCACUCAUGAGUGAAAGCAGCCUGGAAGAGGCAGUGAGAGAAAACAGCACCAGCUUCAUAGCAGGAUGGGGAAGCACUGAGGAUGCAUAUGCUUCGAAAAAGUUGAAAUGGGCCCUGGUGUCUUUAUUAGACUCCGAAGAAUGUAUUCAAGAUAUUCCUGAGUCCUGUCACAAUUUCAACCCGGAAUCGCACAUCUGCACAGGCCCGCUGACUGUCGACAAGACUGGAGCUGGACUAAAAGACGACGGUGGACCACUGGUCAUCAAUUGGACACUCGCUGGAGUCAUCAACCAUGGAGACCAUGAUCCAGAGACCGAACCAGAUUCGUGCCACAAAUCCACAAUAUACACGAGCGUGCCAUACUAUUUGGACUGGAUAAAUGACAUCAUCUGUAUCAAGAGCGAAACCUCGGGCCUUUGUGAAGAAGAUACACCAGAUCCCCGAGUGGAUACACCUGCUUCUGAAGAAGUAACAUCAUCUCCUGAAGAAGUUUUUUUCUAUCAGGUGGAAAUAACAUUGACUCCCACGAAUGAUCCUGACAAUGAGUACUCUCUUAGCUACAGGGUUUGGUGGUUCCCUCGGGAUGACGAUGAUUACUACUCGGAAGAAAAUAAUGAGAAUAAUUAUACCGAGCCCUCAGAUGAAACAAGUUUGGAGCAAGAUGGACAAUACGAUAUUAAAAAUGGACGAAUCAUUAUCAUCACCCUCCAGUUCUUCUUCGUGAAGACGGGUGAUAUAUAUAAUACAAAUUUACAAGAUAUACCAGUUGAGUUGCGUUCAGCUAUCAAAACUAUCAAAGCAUAAGUUCGAUAAAAAUGUAUCAUGGAAAUGGAAAUAAAUAUGAAUGGUUGCAUAGUAUAUCACCAUUCUACAUAGUCAUGAAUGUUGUUUCAUUAAUUUACUCAUCCAGAAAGUUGAAAUGUGAUAAAAAACAUUUAUCGAAGAGAAUAAACAAUGAUGAGGAGUAAAAAAAUAUUGAUUGGGGCGUGAAAAAAAAUUGCUG
This is a messenger RNA of Phaedon cochleariae (mustard beetle), 1451 nucleotides long. The record is from the annotation of a GenBank genome assembly. Lineage: Eukaryota; Metazoa; Arthropoda; Insecta; Coleoptera; Chrysomelidae.